AUAAAUAUAGUCACAUAUUUAAGUGGUUCUACAGUAAAGACAGAUUAAUCUAGUCGUUGCGAGAAGAUUUAAAACUAUUCUUCAGAACCCGCCGAGAUGUCCAAGGCUGAAGCCUCGUUCUGUGUCAAGUGCCCAGUGGGAAAGUGUGGCUGUACAGGUUCGGCUUGCUGUAGCACCAACUGUAGAUGUCCCGGAUGUAAGGUCAACUGCGCAUGCUUCUCGGCGAAGAGUGCGACCUGUCCUGAUGGAAUUUGCCAGAUGGGGGUUCCGUGUAGAUGUGGCUGUAAGUGCAGCGCCGCAUGCAAGUGCCCUAACUGUAAGGCCGGAUGUAAAUGUGGAGGCGCCAACUUCGUCUGUUCCGUGGAGUGCCUGUCAGGCCAAUGUUGUGGAACCAGGGCCUGCCAAUGCAGCGGAAAGUGUGCAUGUCCAGCAUGCAGAUGUAACUGCGCAGCUGGGACCUGCACGUGUGGUGUUGGCUGUACUGGACCAAGAACAUGCAGGUGUGCUUCAGGUUGCACUUGUAAGCAGUAAACGAUGUCGUCUUCGGAAAAAUCCGAGGUCAUCUUGAAUGGAUUGUCCAACCGUUUCUCCGCUGUAUGUGGAUAUCUUGAUAGACGUUUAAAUCUUAAUUUCUGAUUUGAAGCAUUCUUUUUUGGUGGUUUAAAUUGACAUUUUUUCCUAGCAUCUGAUGAUUUAAUAUAAAGUGAUCGUCAAAAUUAGUCUUAUUAUCCAAUUAAUUCGGAGCUUUUUCAAAAACCUGAUUGAAAUAAAACAUGAUAAAGACAUA
Mizuhopecten yessoensis (Yesso scallop) is the source of this 787-nucleotide messenger RNA. Its product is annotated as keratin-associated protein 5-1-like. The transcript has 5 exons. Lineage: Eukaryota; Metazoa; Mollusca; Bivalvia; Pectinida; Pectinidae. The record is from RefSeq and is a predicted model, not a curated record. Gene Ontology annotation, molecular function: metal ion binding. The coding region runs from base 97 to 531 and encodes 144 amino acids.